AUGGCCCCAUACCGCUUCAUGUUAGCCGCCGCUCUCGGUGGCGCCUAUCUCCUCUCUUCCGGUCGGAUUCCCCAAUGGCCGGUACCCGGCUUUCUAACUGCCUUCGCGGCCCUCUUGGGUACCCAGGUGCUGGCGUGGGCUGUUUGGGUGGUCCUACUCUACCCGAAGCUCUUUUCACCUCUGCGUGGGCUUCCUGGUCCCAGCGGGGAUUCGUGGUUCAUGGGCCAGUGGAAAACGAUCGUGGCACUCCCCACGGGGCAACCCAUGAGGAACUGGAUCAACUCAAUCCCGAACGAGGGCAUUAUCCGGUAUCUAGGCCCAUUCAACCAAGAGAGACUCUUUAUCACAACCCCUAAGGCUCUCGCCGAGGUGCUCGUCACCAAGAAUUACGAAUUUAUCAAGCCAGAAACGAUGCGCUAUUCCAUCGGCCGCAUCCUGGGUAUUGGCAUCCUCCUUGCCGAAGGCGAUGAACAUAAGUUGCAGAGGAAAAACCUGCUCCCGGCCUUUGCCUUCCGCCACAUCAAGGACCUGUACCCGGUCUUCUGGGCCAAGUCACGCGAGGGCGUGCAAGCCAUAACCGAGGCCAUCCUCGAGGACGCUGCCCAACGGGGCGACGCCGAGAGAAACACGGCCGUGAUUGAAGCGGGUAGCUGGGCCUCACGCAUCACGCUCGACAUCAUCGGUGUCGCCGGCCUCGGGCGUGACUUUGACGCCAUCAAAAACCCAAACAACCGGCUGACGCAAGCCUACGCCCGCAUCUUCAAGCCUAGCCGCCAGGCACGCUUCCUCCAACUACUCAGCAUGAUGUUUUCUCCCAGAGUCGCUGCUUGGUUGCCGGUCAAGCGCAACGAAGACAUCGGGACAUCAGCCCGCUUGAUCCGAGCCGAGUGCGCCGAGCUGAUCCAGGCGAAGAAGCAGAAACUAGCGCAGAAGGACGCGUCCGACCCGGACAUCCUCUCGGUGGCCCUGGAAUCCGGCGGCUUCACCGACGAGAACCUCGUCGACCAGCUCAUGACGUUCCUCGCCGCCGGGCACGAGACGACCGCCUCAGCCAUGACCUGGGCCGUCUACCUCCUCGCGCGGCACCCCGAAGUCCAAACCCGGCUGCGCGCCGAGAUCCGCGAGCACCUCCCAGCCCUCUCCGACGACAACAACUCCUCGACCGUGUCCAGCAUGGACAUCGACCGCAUGCCCUACCUCAACGCCGUCUGCAGCGAGAUCCUGCGCUACUACAGCCCCGCGCCCCUGACGCUCCGCAAGGCGGCCUGCGACACGUCCAUCCAGGGCCAGUUCGUGCCCAAGGGCACCCAGGUCAUGCUCGUGCCGUGGGCCGUCAACAAGUCGGAGGCCCUGUGGGGCGCCGACGCCGGCGUCUUCAACCCGGAUCGCUGGCUGGCGGCGGCCAGUGGUGGUGCCACGAGUAAUUAUGCUUACAUGACCUUCUUGCAUGGCCCGCGUAGCUGUAUCGGCAUGUCGUUUGCUAAGGGGGAGUUUGCGUGUCUGCUGGCGACGUGGGUGGGGCGGUUUGAGAUGGAGUUGCAUAAUAAGGAGGAGGCGGACGAGUCCAAGAUUGAGAUCAAGGGUGCUGUGACGGCGAGGCCGGCGAAGGGGAUGUAUGUCAAGACGACGGUGGUUGAGGGGUGGUGA
Molecule: messenger RNA, 1647 nt
Organism: Chaetomium fimeti
Lineage: Eukaryota; Fungi; Ascomycota; Sordariomycetes; Sordariales; Chaetomiaceae
Product: cytochrome P450
Exons: 2
Coding region: 1-1647 (548 amino acids)
Molecular function (GO): monooxygenase activity; iron ion binding; heme binding
Source: RefSeq, a predicted model, not a curated record